UUAAUUAUAAUCGUAUAUAAAUUUAAAUUCGUUAAAAAAAUAAAAUGUUUAGUAUUUUUAAUAAAAAAAAAAAGCUCUGAUGAUGAUCAACUAAAUGUGCCGGAACAUACGCCUACGCCUUCGUCUGCAGUAAAUACUGAAAGUAUAAUUGCAGAAGAAAAUGAGUUAAAUGAUAUUGAUAAUGAACUUGAUUUGGGUAAUUUAAAUUCAGGACCGCGUCAGCCAAUAUUAAAGAUUUUCAAAAAUGUUUAAAAAGGAGUAUCCUAAGACAAAAUUUGGAAGUCAAAAUCGAGGAUUUACACCUUCUUACUUUAGUGAGUUUAAUUGGCUUGAAUAUAGUAUUAGAAAAGAUAGCGUGUUUUGUUUUCCAUGCCGUAUUUUUGGAACUGCUCAUCAAACGGAAAAUACAUUUACUGUAAUAGGAUUUAAGAACUGGAAAAAACUUUGGGGAUCAAGAGAUUCAAAGACCAAAAAAUCAAAACUAAGUUUGCACGCUUCAACAAUUAAUCACAUUAAUUGUAUGUCAAGAUGGUUAGAAUAUAAAAAUUCUUUAAAACAAGGUAGUAUCAUCUUCAAAUUAUCCACAGCCAACAAGGAGCACAUUGACAAAAAUCGGCAGUAUAUUAAAUGUUUAAUUGACAUUGUUAUAUUUCUUGGGCGGCAGGGACUUCCAUUUAGGGGUCAUCGUGAAAAUGAAGAUGCUUUAAAUAAAGGUAAUUUUAAAGAGCUGUGCAUGUUGUUUUCAAAACAUCAUAUUGAGUUUGAGAAAAAAUAUAUUUUCAACUCAACUAACCAUACUAGCUGGGCCAUUCAAAAUGAUUUAAUAAAUAUUUGUACUUCAUAUGUGAGAGAUAAUAUUGUUUCUGAAGUUAAAAAGUGUGGCAUGUUUUCCAUUUCAUGUGAUGAAUCCAGAUCUCAUAAAGAAGAGCAAAUGUCCAUCUGUAUCCGUUAUACAAACAAUUUAGAGGUGAAAGAACGUUUUUUAGGAUUUGUUGAUGUAUCAUAUAGACAAAAUGCUGAUGCAUUAUAUUCAUUUAUUAUCGACUUUUUACGUUUUUGUAAUUUAUCUGAUAUUCCAAUUGUUGGCCAGUCUUUUGAUGGAGCAAAUGUAAUGUCUGGUCAGAAAGGAGGUGUCCAAACUAAACUUAAGCAAAUUUAUCCAUAUGCUAUAUACAUUCAUUGUAUGGCACACAAAUUAAAUUUAGUGAUUGUGGACACAUGCAAAUAUUUGAAGUAUCUUAGAAAAUUAUUUAAUGGACUAGAAGCGAUAUACGUACAUUUCUCAUAUCCUUCAAAAAAUAAAAAAUUCAAUGAAAUUCAAAAUCUACUUGGGUUGAAAAAAAAAUCAUUAGUUCAGUUAAGUGAAACAAGAUGGGCCUGUCGUUUUAAAAGUUGCAGCUCAGUCAUACAAAAUUAUGGUGUAUUAAUUCAGUCUUUAAAAGAGGAAAUUGAUGCUCAAAAAAAUAAAGAUGUCGCUGAAGCAAUUGGUAUUAUUUCAACAAUUAAGUCUGUUGAUUUUGUAAUAUAUUUAUUCAUAUUAAAGGAAGUCUUACAAAUUAUUCAUAUACUAUCAAAUCAUCUACAAUCAAAAUCAGCAACCCUGGGUAAUUCUAAAUCUUUAAUAACUGGAGUAAUUACAACUUUACAAGAACAUCGUGAUUCUGAACAACAUUAUAAUACACUUUGGAAUGAAAUGCUUGAAUUUAGCACUAAACAUGACAUUUCUCUUGAAAUUCCUUUGCAAUCUGUAUCAAAGAAAAGAUUACGAAAAGAGCCAUCUCAACUCAAAGAUUUUGUUUGUUUGUCAACAACUAGUGCUAGUGAUGAUCAUACUGCAGAUAUUGUAGAAACAAAAAAAAAAUAUUGGAAAAAAAAAGCUUAUUAUAAUGUAUUAGAUACAAUGAUAAAUAUUUUAAAAACAAGAUUUUCUGAAGAAAGCCUUCAAGUAGCCUCAUCAGUAGAUAAUUUACUAAAAUUGAAAUUUGAAAGUUCUUCAUUUUUAAUUGAUCAUUACAAGGAUUUAUUUGGAAUUUGUAAUCAGUCACUGAUGUCUGAAAUGUCUGUUUUAAAAAACAUUCUGGGUGAAAACUCUAGUUUAGAGGAAAUAAAACAACAUUUGAUAUUAUAUGAUGGUAAAGUAUUUCCAAAUUUUUGUAAGAUGUUUCAAGUAGCUGUUACUCUUCCCGUAAGUACAGCGAUCUGUGAGAGAUCAUUUUCUACUAUGCGGCGUAUAAAAACAUGGUUGCGUACUUGUAUGAAUCAAGAUAGGUUCAGCAAUUUAAGUAUUAUGAAUAUAGAAAAAGACAUUCCUAUCAAUAAUGAAGACAUAUUAAAUAUUUUUGAUAAAACCGAGAGACGGAUACAAUUACAUUAAAUAUCUAUUUGAUGAUAUUUAAUGUU
Messenger RNA from Sipha flava (yellow sugarcane aphid), 2400 nucleotides. Its product is annotated as zinc finger MYM-type protein 1-like. Gene Ontology annotation, molecular function: protein dimerization activity. The coding region runs from base 245 to 2374 and encodes 709 amino acids. The transcript has 9 exons. The record is from RefSeq and is a predicted model, not a curated record. NCBI's taxonomy places the organism in Eukaryota, Metazoa, Arthropoda, Insecta, Hemiptera, Aphididae.